AUGUUUGACCUCUCACCUCCAUCCACAACUCCCAGUCUGUCUGACGACAACUCCAACACUACAAGCAGUCGAAAGACCCGUAACAGCUGCGACGCUUGUGCCAAGUCCAAGUUGCGCUGUGGAAAGCAACAUCCUCGAUGUGAGCGUUGCGUCUUGAGGAAUCAAGCGUGCACUUACGGGCUCGCUCGACCGAAAGGACGGCCACGACUCUCUCAUCGCUCGCCUAGUAUCUCUCUCCCCUGCUCGACAGGUCUAGACCUGAACAUACUCUCUACGUUCUACGAUCCUGAACCGACACCAGACAUCUAUCUCGACUGUUCUUCGGGGACUACAGUCACGUCUACAUCAACUCUCAUUUCUCCUGGCAGUCAACAUCUGGAGGACUGGCAAUUCUUGGACCACGAGCUUAACCUUCCAUUUGACAUCACCACGCCUCAGUUGACUUUUACGUUGGCAACUGCACAGCCAGAUUAUCAGAUGGCUUCGUCGACUAUUCCGGUCUCGCCUUUGCUACGUUCCUCCCGCGCAUUCUCCCCUAGCCCCAGCAACUCCUUCGCGUACAAUCAAUCCUGCACCAGCUUAAUGCUGGACACACUCAAAGAACUCCACCUUCCGCUUGACUAUUCUGUCCCGGAUGUGGACAUGUCUGAAUGUCCAAACAUUGGUACAGUCUUGCGGCUCAAUAACGAUGCAAUGGAUAAGCUUACAUCGGUGCUGGAAUGUGAUUGCCCCGUGAUAACUCCACCCUAUUUCUCCGCGUUGGUGGCCCAAGCGAUCAUCAAGAUUCUCAGUUGGUAUGAUAAAAUCAUUUCAGACUGUGAAACCUUGAGUUCUCAGUUGGGCACUACAGUCCUGGAGUUUGCUCCAUUCAAAAUUGAUGGAAUUGAAUUGAGCAAAAGUUAUUCUAGAAUAAUGGUGGUCCAGGUUGUGAUGAAUGAAUUGGACAGAGUACAAACAUUAGUGGGGAUGUUUGCUCGCAUUUACUGUCGCCAUCACAAUGACUCCCAAGAUGACCAAGAACUGUCUAUGAGUAUCGCCUUUGAGGAAGCAUUGCGGAGAAGACUGAACGUGACCAGAAGCCGUGCGGAGAAGACAAUGGCUGGUUAG
This is a messenger RNA of Aspergillus tubingensis, 1107 nucleotides long. Its product is annotated as sterigmatocystin biosynthesis regulatory protein. Gene Ontology annotation, biological process: regulation of DNA-templated transcription; aflatoxin biosynthetic process. The record is from RefSeq and is a predicted model, not a curated record. The transcript has a single exon. Bases 1 to 1107 code for a protein of 368 amino acids. Gene Ontology annotation, molecular function: DNA-binding transcription factor activity, RNA polymerase II-specific; zinc ion binding; DNA binding. Gene Ontology annotation, cellular component: nucleus. Lineage: Eukaryota; Fungi; Ascomycota; Eurotiomycetes; Eurotiales; Aspergillaceae.